Heterostelium album PN500 is the source of this 1575-nucleotide messenger RNA. RefSeq lists its product as uncharacterized. The transcript has 5 exons. NCBI's taxonomy places the organism in Eukaryota, Evosea, Eumycetozoa, Acytosteliales, Acytosteliaceae. The record is from RefSeq and is a predicted model, not a curated record. Bases 1 to 1575 code for a protein of 524 amino acids.
AUGGUAAAAAUCAUAUCAGUUCGUAGUUUGAUAGUUUACGCCAAUUUCCUUUUAAUUCCCACAACCAUUUGUUUACUAUGGCUACUGUUACCCAUCGACACAUAUACCAGAUACUCUGGAACUAGCAUGGUUUAUUUUGUAUUUAUGUUUUUCACAUGGAUUUCUUUUUAUGAUUUAAAUUUACCAGGAUGUUCAAAAAUACAGAUUGUAGUUUUCUAUGCAAUAUUUAUAGCGAUAGCAAUUGGUUGGUUAAAUGUAGUUACCAAACUAAAUGUGGAAACCAAUCGUAUGUCAUAUUCAUUCAUUGAUGCGAUUGCCUGGUUGCUCAGCUCGCUGUGCUACUUUAUUCAUAUACUUGUACACAAGAUCAAGAAGCAAUACUACUACCAGGAUGACACUGUCAUGGAUGGCUAUGGAAUCAAGCGAAGAAAGAGACGUUCGAAGCCAUGGACAAAGAGACUCUCUAAAAUAUUCUGUUAUUACAAGCGAAUCGAUAUGGAUGAAGAGGAUCAGCGUAAACAAAUGUUCAACCAGCAAUUGGAAGAGCAUCCACAACUUCCAACCAACACCACUGCCAACGUACAAUAUCUAAAGAGUUCUGCUGAAUUUAAAUAUUCUGGAAAUAACAAUAACAAUAACAAUAGUAAUAGUAAUAGUGAUAACGGCAGCCAGAAUAACAGUCAAAAUGUUAGUCAGAAAAAUUCACCGUCAACUUCACUCACAAAUUCGAUAAAUAACAGUGAGGGAAAUACUUCAGAGGUUGUCAAUUCCGAUGGAACAGUUACUGUUUCUACAGUUGUCGCCAAUCCAAAUGACGACAGUCUCGAACACAAGAUUGAGCAAGUUUUGGGUGAGGACGACACCGCCAUCGAGAUGACUACAACACAAAAGAAAGACAAGACAAAGAACACUGUCCAAUACUUUAAAAAACUGGACCAAAGGAUGAUGGAUCGAUCGGUGGUGAUUACGCCAUUCCUCGCACUCGUCUCCAUUGUCGUUUUCCAUCUAAGUCGUCUCCUACUCAGUGGUAUUUCCAACGCACUGAAUCGUUUCCUCAAACCGCGAGAAAUCAAAUAUUUUACAUUCUUCCAAUUUCCAAUGAUGUUUUUCCUUUACUAUCGUAAUCUUUUCCUUAGUAUUAAUUCAUGGGGAAUUGCAGUAUUGGUUAGUUUUGCAUUGUUUGCGUUCGAUAUUUUUUACUAUUUGUUGCAUAUGACCAAGAGAUAUUGGUUCUUUAGACAUCAGGGACUGAUCGAUAUCUUUGACAGACAUCCAGAUUCCAAGUUCUGCAGACUCCUGAGAAAUACGCUCGAGGAUCAGAAUCCAUCGUACGACCAGCACGUCCGUGAUCUAUCGGUGGAGUACUACUACGACAAGAUGGCCGAGUACGUCAAUUCAUCUUUACUCUAUUCUUACUCUAUAAUCUCAUGGAUAUCUAUCAUACCCAGAUCGUCUAUAGAGAAAGUUUCGACGACAACACCAACGCGACUUCCAGCAACAACAGCACCAACAGCCCCAUCACAAAUAACUCAACACUGUCCAAUCUUUUUUCAUAAUGCCAACUCCACACAAUAG